CCUCCAGCAUGCAUGCUGUGUGGCCGGGCAGAGGCUGACCCGGACAUCUGCGGGUACAAACUGCAGAAGCUAGGGCUCUGCGCCCACCUCUUUUGCCUGUUUUUUGCCAAUGAGCUUUUUCAGGAACAGGUAAACAAUGUAGGACUGAUGGGAUUCCCCUUGGAGGAUAUUCUCCAUACAGUCGAGCAUGCAGCGCAGCAGCGCUGCUUCGUCUGUGGCGAGAGCGGGGCCGCCAUCACCUGCUGCCAGGAGGGCUGUGACCGCAGCUUCCACCUCCCCUGCGCCGUGGAGGGGGAAUGUGUCACGCAGUUCCUUCCUCAAUACAGGUCCUUCUGCUGGCAGCACCGCCCAGAGCAGGCAGUGGAGGCGGCUCCGGGGGAGAACACCGCCUGCCUCAUCUGCCUGGACCCUGUUGAGGACAGGAAGUCCUACGGCACCAUGGUGUGCCCAGCGUGCAAACACGCCUGGUUCCACAGGGCCUGCAUCCAGGGACAGGCUGCGCGCGCCAGCAUUUGCUUCCGGUGCCCUCUCUGUAGAGAUGAGCAUGCAUUUCUCAUGGAGAUGUUCAACAUGGGCAUCCGAAUCCCAUUCAGAUCCCCAGCAUGGGAGAACGAGCCUGCAGACGCAGCACCAAAUGAGAGGCACAGCCGCUGCGAUGCCCGUGAGUGCCUUUGCCCAGGAGGCAGGCAGCACGCAGAGGAACAGGGGCCCUGGCAACUGCUCCUGUGCUGCUCCUGUGCUGCCGAGGGCACCCACAGACGCUGCUCCCACUUCGGGACCGACACGGCCAGAUGGGAGUGCAACAGCUGUGCUGGCCUGGGCACCGCCUCCAGUGGCAGCUCAGAGGUCGCGGGUCCCAUCACCGAGAGCCAGUCAGGAUCGGGGCCGUCCCACAGCUCUCCAGCACCAGAGACCAGCAGCCCCAGCAGCACUGGUCUCCAGGUGGCAUCGGGGCCAUCCCAAAGCUCCCCAGUGCCUGAGAGCAGCAGCUGCUCCAGCCCACCUGGGCCCGACCGCGUGCGAGACCGCUCUCGCUCGCGGCGUCGGGCCCAAAAGCCCUACAGCCGGCGCACAAGAGGCCGUGGCAGGAGCCGCGCACCAGCACCCAGGGCUGAGAGCAGCAGCCCCGCACAGUCGGUGCCGGGAUGCUCCCGUGGCUCCCCGGUACCCGAGACCGGCAGCCCCAGCACCCCCAGCUCUGCACGGCUCCAGAGCAGCCGCCGCCCCAGCCGCCCCGGGCCCGUGCGGGGACGAGACCGUUCCCGCUUACGACGUCGGGCCCAGAACCCUUACAGCCGGCCCGGACGCUGACGCGCGACCAGCCCUGCGCCGGCCCUGCCUGCUGGCCCUGAUCCCCCACCACCGCUCCAAUAAAGUUGACUGUUAAUCUCUGCCCUGGGAGAUUCCACGCUCCUUUGUUGGCUUCCGCCGGGCCCACAGGGUUGUCUUCUCCCCGGGGCUUGGCAGCACCUUCCCCAGACCUCCCUCCUCGCGGGCUGGCCUUGGCCGGCUGCCCAGCGCCAUGGCCGUGGGCUUCGGGCCUCGCUGGCCCCGCAGCCUGCUCCGCUUCCCCGGGGAAAGUUCGAACGCACAAGCGGCAAAG
Molecule: messenger RNA, 1603 nt
Organism: Tyto alba (common barn owl)
Lineage: Eukaryota; Metazoa; Chordata; Aves; Strigiformes; Tytonidae
Product: PHD finger protein 7-like
Exons: 8
Coding region: 13-1311 (432 amino acids)
Cellular component (GO): nucleus
Source: RefSeq, a predicted model, not a curated record